CGGUACCAUCUUCAAUAAUCCUCCGAGUCACGUGAGAGGCUGCCAUUGAUAGAUCAGUCACUAUCAGUCAGUCUGCCACCAAAUCUCCACAAUCCGCGUCAUAGACUUUUCGAUAUUCAGCACUUCUCUCUAUCGCAUGAACAACUCGGUUCUUUCAUACGCCGAUUCAACACGAUCUUCAAAGCCUUGAUGCAGAUGUUCAGAUCCACUGUCAGGCUAGUUGGAGCCGCUCAGAUUAGGUUUGCAUGCAUGCAUUCUAUCUUUUCGCGGGCCGCCGAGAAAUAUUCCAUUAUCAUGACGCCCUAGAGGUCAGUGACGUCUUUAAAGGUUGGUACUUUGUAAUGCAUGUCCAACAUAUAUGGCUGUUGUGAAUUUUCUGGCCUUCUCACGUUGUGACAUCUACUGCUUCGUUAUUAUCGGCAUCGAGGGACCGCCCACAGUAUGACGGAACUCUUUCGAGAUACGGUGGCUGGCCAGCUUUUACGACUAGCAACUGGCAGAAAAAUCCUACAGUAUCCCGAGGAGCGUGAUCCAUCAAUAUGGCAGAAAUAUGUGAAUGCCGAAAAGUCUGCCAACAUGGCGAUGCACGGCAGUACGGAGCCACCUUCAGCACAGGAAAAAGAGCAACUGGACACCGGUGUCUCUGAGGAGGAUACAAAUGCCCCGUCAACUGACCAUAAUUCGAAUCAUCCAAGACGAGGCUCACCGGCUGACUCUUCCACGACGACUGUCGACAAUGACAAUAACGAUCUGGUCAACACCUUUAGCAAUACAAAAGUUGACAUUGAGAAAGGACGCAAUGCUGAUAUAGUCGACUGGUAUGGUCCCGAGGACCCGGACAAUCCACAAAACUGGAGCACGUCGAAGAAAGUCUGGGUUACUUUCGAAGUCUGUUUACUCACUUUCUCGGUCUACAUUGGCAGCGCUAUCUACACCGCUGGUAUCGAGGACGUCAGCAAGGUUUUCGGUGUCAGCCGCGUCGCAGCGACUCUUGGACUCACUCUGUUCGUGCUAGGCUAUGGUGUUGGACCUAUGCUAUGGAGUCCUAUGUCCGAGGUACCUCAAUUCGGACGAAGCCCGAUAUACAUCGGUACACUUGCGCUCUUUGUGGUUCUGCAAGUCCCCACCGCAUUGGCCACGAAUUUUGGCAUGCUCCUCGCCUUCCGAUUCAUCACCGGCUUUGUGGGCUCCCCAUCACUAGCCACUGGUGGUGCGACAAUCGCAGAUAUGUAUACCCCAGCUAAGCGGACUUAUGGUAUGGCCGUUUGGGGCAUCGGCGCUAUACUUGGCCCGACGAUGGGACCUCUAAUCGGUGGCUUCGCUGCGGAAGCGAAAGGAUGGAAAUGGACUAUAUGGGAGCUUCAAUGGCUUUCCAGCUUCACGCUUGUCUUGCUCCUUUUCCUCCUUCCAGAGACGUCUUCUGCCAACAUCCUGUACCGACGAACCAUGCGCCUCAGAAGAUUGACCAGCAACGACAAAUUGAUCUGUGAGCCCCAGCUUAUUGGCGAACAAAUGACUGGACGCGAGAUUGUCAUGAUGGUACUUGUUCGUCCUUUCACUCUCUGCUUUACCGAACCCAUGGUUCUCCUGCUGAACCUCUAUAUCGCCUUGAUUUACGGCUUGUUAUACAUUUGGUUCGAAAGCUUUCCGAUUGUUUUCAUCGACAUUUACGGAUUCACUCUGGGGACGGAAGGCCUAGCAUUCUUGGGCAUCUUGAUUGGCGCCUUCGUUGUUAUUGGACCCUUUUCCUGGUACCAGCGGAAAUACAUUGAGCCCAAGUUCAACGAAAAGGGCGAACUUCAACCGGAAUGGCGUUUGCCGCCUUCCUUCGUCGGAGGGUUCUGUAUCCCAAUCUGUCUGUUCUGGUUCGGCUGGUCCUCACGACCUGACAUCCAUUGGAUCAUGCCAAUCAUCGGCAGCAGCUUCUUUUCUAUUGGCGCUUUUCUACUUUUCAACUCGGUACUCAAUUACCUUACGGAUGCAUAUCCUAUGUAUGCCGCGAGCGUGUUGGCUGGCAACGACUUUCUGCGGUCGUCAUGGGGAGCAGCGUUUCCCUUGUUUGCCACGGGAAUGUAUGAUCAAUUGGGUGUUGGCUGGGCUAGUUCCACGCUUGCGUUCAUCAGCAUCGCGUUUAUUCCAAUCCCUUUCAUCUUGUUCAAGUACGGCAAAAAGUUGAGGAUGAAGUCGAAGUAUGCCCAAAAAGAUUUCUAGAGGACACUUAGCGUGCUGUUGGUAAUUUUGGCACGAACUGUACUAUAUGCACCACUCAGAGCACGGCGUUGCUCCAGGCUUUUGGGAAUAAUGAUAAUAGACACAAGGACGGUGCCAAUCGUCCUUGAUCAUCGAAAAUACUUCAGAUCUUUCCCUUCAGCCUUGUGCAAGUUUGUGAUGCAUCAGGCUGUGACCCCUGGACGACAGUGACAUCAUUUCCCCCAAUUCUCCGACGAGGCCCCAGGCGUCUCACUU
Messenger RNA from Exophiala viscosa, 2466 nucleotides. Its product is annotated as MFS transporter. Gene Ontology annotation, biological process: xenobiotic detoxification by transmembrane export across the plasma membrane. Lineage: Eukaryota; Fungi; Ascomycota; Eurotiomycetes; Chaetothyriales; Herpotrichiellaceae. The transcript has 3 exons. The record is from RefSeq and is a predicted model, not a curated record. Gene Ontology annotation, molecular function: fluconazole transmembrane transporter activity. Gene Ontology annotation, cellular component: plasma membrane. Bases 442 to 2211 code for a protein of 589 amino acids.